This is a messenger RNA of Cololabis saira (Pacific saury), 1515 nucleotides long. RefSeq lists its product as uncharacterized. Gene Ontology annotation, biological process: positive regulation of ERK1 and ERK2 cascade; interleukin-15-mediated signaling pathway; T cell activation. The record is from RefSeq and is a predicted model, not a curated record. NCBI's taxonomy places the organism in Eukaryota, Metazoa, Chordata, Actinopteri, Beloniformes, Belonidae. Gene Ontology annotation, molecular function: MHC class II protein binding; protein tyrosine kinase binding. Bases 185 to 973 code for a protein of 262 amino acids. The transcript has 5 exons. Gene Ontology annotation, cellular component: external side of plasma membrane; membrane raft.
CACACCUAAACUUUGAUCUUGAACUCUUGCUGGUUGUGUAUUCAGAGGAUUUACAGAAGUGUGAGGACGGUGGGUGUUGGUGUGAAGAUGUUUUUAGCCAACAAGUGAAAAAGAAAAGGGAACUAAUAUGUUCAUAUAGAGAGGAGAAACAGAGAAAAGCAUAAUUUCCUCCAGCAGAGCCAGCAUGACACCACGACUGCAGCUCUUCAUCACUUUACUGCUUCACUUUGAAGGAAUCAGUGGUGAAUACCUUCACAGAGCUGGAGAUGACUUCGUCUUAACGAAUGACAUCAAAUCUUCAUAUUACCAAUGUUCUAAUGUUAAAUGGUUUCAUCAAGGCAUCGCUCUUAAUGGAGAUACUAUAUAUAAGACGGCACCUGGAGCUGACAGGAUGAGUUUGAGCAGUAACUGCUCUCUGACCAUCAAAAACAUCACUGCUGAAGAUGCUGGUCAUUACUAUUGUAGGAAUAUUGAUGAUGUGGUCAUGAAUGAGGUUGCUUUCUUCAGCACACGUGUGUAUCUGAGUGUUUUAACAGUCUCUCCAUCUCCACCAGAUGUGGAUCCAGGAAGGGAUGGAAACAUGACAUUACACUGUUCUCUGGUGAGAGACGGUUACUAUUGGUUUCGCUGUGAUCAGAACAGCAUCAUCUGGGUGGAUGAGACAGGAAGUGUGCUGCCUGGUGAAGGGGAUCGGUUUGAGUCUGGAGGAAAGAACAACUGUGUUUCUGAUCUGAUGGUGAAACUGCAGAGAGGCUCCAAGAGAAGCUUCACCUGCCAGUUUGUUGAAUUAGGCAAAGUGAUGAUAGAUGCUGAAUACACGCUGGACUUUACAGAUUAUACCGGAUUGAUUAUUGGAUGGGUGGUCGGGGGGCUGAUGGUGGUUCUGGUCAGCAUCGUUAUGUUUCUCAUCAUUUACAGGAAGAAAAAAGGUAAAAGGAACAAUCCCAAAAAUCCAAGAGCUGAACGGGGAUGAAGAUGAUGUGGUGAACUAUGGAGACGAUGAAGACCUGCCUACUUCAGUCCGAUCCACAGAUCAAUAAAUCAGCUGUGUGUGAUGGAAACAUUAGCGUUAGCCUGGGUACAGAGCAGCAGACGGAUGUUUGGUCUCUGAAAGUUCAGCUUUGUUUAUGACAAUCCUAGUGUUUAGUCUUCAUUUUGUGAUCAUCAAAUAUACUCUGCAGCUUUUCCUCGGCGUCACUCCUGCUUCGAGGUGCCUGAUGGAUGUUUGACCCGCUAGCAUGCUAACGAUGUAUUAAAUCUCCUGAACUGGGAUCAUCUCUCACGUCUUUAUUCCUGAUAGUCUCAUGCAUAUAUUAAUCAUGUUUGUAAAAUAGCAUUUCAGUUAAAUAUUUAGCCACUAGGGGGCACAUCUUGGUUUUUCUUUAUUGACUGUGAGUGAUUGUAGAGCUGAGCGGGCAGCGGAUCACAUCCAUCCUUUUUUGGGGAAUCAGUUAAUGAAAGCAUUGUCUGUCAGUAUGGUUUUAAGAUACAUAUAUUAUAUUAUUAGGGCCCGAG